GUAAUUGCAUUUCAAACAAAUUUAAAACGUCUCGCAAUUUAGAAAUCGGCGAUUAAAGGAAGAGCGCCUCAAUGAACUUUGGAGAAUUCCAUUCAAUACUCUGCACAAACUGGAUAGCAAGGACACGAAACGCCACUUUUUUUACCAGCUCGGUGAGGAUUCGGUAGUAGGACGUCUACACAUUGUAAGGCCGGUACUGGCCGAAGCCGAUCGCGCAAUGCUAAGAAAGCUAAAGCGCGGUGGCCGUCUCUCAAUCAGACCACCAUUGAAUACAGAGGAUAACACGAAUUCCAGCAUGGCAGCGCUGGUGAAGCACUGCUGGACCGAAGAACCUAACGAGCGCCCGACCUCUGACGAAGUGAUGUCGUUCAUUAAGGAGUUGAAUGACAAGAAGUCUUCAAAUCUUAUGGACCAUGUUUUCCACAUAUUGGAGCAAUACGCGUCAAAUCUGGAACAUGAAGUGAAGAAUUUCCCAUUUCUCUUUCUUUCUCUUGUGCAGAAUCUUGAAAAGGAAAUAUCGGGUUUAAUCAUUCCGUUGAGCUUCAGCGAAUUGAAAACUUCUUCGCGAAGGACCAAUUUUCAGAUUGAAGCUCGAAUGCAAGAACUCAUCGAAGAGAAGAAAAGAAGCGACAUUCUACUUUAUCGAAUGUUACCCAGACAGGUGGUAGAGAAGCUCAAGUUGGGUCAAACAGUGGAGCCGGAGAUGUUCGAGUGUGCAACGCUGUUCUUUUCGGAUGUAGUAAGUCGUUCACGAAGAGUUAAAUCGAAUGGACUAUUUAACAGCAAAUCUAAUCGUUACCAGGUGAUCAUCUUCUUGAAUGAUCUCUACACUGUCAGUGGUUGUGCGAUUCACUACUGGAGACAGCGCCCUGUCUACUCGUCAGCCAGAAGCUUCGAGAACAUCCCAAUCUAUUUUAAUGCACAAUCACGCACUUCAUUCCUUUUAAUGAUUUCUUGCAGAAUGAAAAUAUUGUCUCUAAUUCAAGACUACUUUUUUAUACAAACCAAGAAGAAAUUUAACCUGCUGCAGGUGGAGACGAUCGGUGACGGCUACUUGUGCGCAUCAGGUCUGCCGCAGCGUAAUGGCAACCAACAUGCGGUUGAAAUUGCUGAAAUGUCGUUCGAACUGCUACGGGCUAUCAAGGAAUUCCGCAUCGCACAUCUACCUAAUGAAAGAAUCAACAUUCGAGUUGGAAUUCAUAUCGGAUCAGUAGUGACCGGAGUAGUUGGCACCACCAUGCCUCGAUAUUGUUUGUUCGGCGAUACGGUUAACACUGCUAGCCGCAUGGAGAGCAAUGGGCAUCCUGGACGAAUCCAUAUUUCAACGGAUGCUAUGAAGUUUUUGACGCAAGUAGUUGGUGGGUACAAAACAGAACCACGGGGAGAAGUAAUAGUUAAAGGCAAAGGAGCCGUGCAAACUCAUUGGCUACUCACUCCUGACGAACAAGAGAAAUGUAGGAAAUGA
Molecule: messenger RNA, 1465 nt
Organism: Angiostrongylus costaricensis
Lineage: Eukaryota; Metazoa; Nematoda; Chromadorea; Rhabditida; Metastrongylidae
Source: the annotation of a GenBank genome assembly